CAUUUGUAUGCGCCAGACUCAUGUGCCGCGGAAACGAGCAGCAUGUCCCGCAACAUUCAUCAUACCCUAGAAAUGGUGGGCAUAUUUUUCCUUCCGUCUCUCAGAAAAAACAAAAAACUCCCAACUUUCAAACUGCGCGGUCGCUGCGCGUCGCUGUACGGAAAAAUUAGUGGUUUUCUUUAUACUCGCGUGAAGCGAAGAACUUGUGAAUAUAAUUAAGAAGCGCGCGUUUUCAAAGCCAUUUACCUAAGCACUCUAACUAAGAAGUUGGCCAAAAGUUUUUCUUGUUCGCCAGCAUCGUUGCCGCCGCCGCCGCUGCCACCGUCGCCGCCACAAGACGGUUGUUGGGGCUGCUCGUCGAAAAGUGCUCCAACAAGAUUUCCACUUGAAAUUCCUGAAUUUCGUCUCGCAAUCGGAAUAUAAAAGCGCAAUUCGAAUAAAAUACGAAUGAAAAUUAAGUUUUUCGCAACGCAAAGAGCGGAGUGAUUAUUGUACAAGUGCCUGUGGUUUUUGUGAGUGUGUGUGUGUGCCGCGUCUGUCGAGUGUGUCACAAUUUCUGAGCCGAAAGGACUUUUGGAUUAGCGGUGCUUUUGACUCUGUUCCUGCUCCUGCUUCAGCUCCUGCUGCUCCCACCCCCCUCACCUGGCUGAAUUCAAACGAUGCGCCCAGCAGCAGGUCUCCGCUGCCGCUGUCGGCGACGAUGAUGCCACUGAUGCCGCUGAUGAUGAUGAAGUUGCUGCCGGGGCCACAGACCAACUGCUGACAGCCAAGUGCAUCUGCGAAAGAUACAAGAUACACGGGAGGAGGAGAGACGAUACACAAAAGCGAAAGGAACAGUGCAUUUCCUGCUGCUACCUAAACGGGACGGCGUCCGAGAAUCUACCUACAUUUUCGAGUGGAAGUGGAAAGAGGGUAGCCCUGCCACACUCGCUACUCGCCGCUCGCUGCUCGCCGCUUUCGCAGUCGCAGUCGCAGUUUCUGCUGGAUGUUUUCGUAGCGUAGUAGCCGAAUCAUCAUCUGCUUUCAUUUCGGUCAAGAAGCGCGUUCGCGACGGCUGCACAGAAAAACGAACGACAAACAAAAAACAACAAUAACCGAAGCGAGCGCCGGGGAGUGCGUGCGCGCGAGUGGAUAUUCCGCCUCCGCCCCCAAAAAUCCAAAGAGAGACAAAUACAGUGAGAGUGAGAGUGCCGUGAGCCCCCAUCAAUCCUUUCGUUCCAUUUCCGGGCAAAUAUUUACUCAAUCCGAAUACGAAUACGAAUCCCUGAUUGGUGUUGACAAAGUGGCGUCCGCCCAGGAAUCCUCCGACGGCGCUUUCAAUUAGGAACAAAAGCUGCAAGCUGCUGCUUAAAUGUGCCACAAUGGCACCGCCGUCCAGGACGACGACGAGGCUGCCAUUAUCAGCACCAGCACCAGCACCAGCUCCAGCCCCAGCCCCAACACCACCCGCACCAUUCCGGCGCCUGCCACUGCCACUGGUCCUGCUGCUGCUGUUGGUCCUGCACCAUGAGGCCAUCGUCCGGCCCGUCGGCGCCGAGCCAUAUGCCAUGGGCGGCUUUGGCAGUGCCAGCGUCGCCAGCGGCGGCCUGGGCUCCGUGGGCAUACACAUACCCGGGGGCGGUGUGGGCGUCAUUACGGAGGCCCGCUGCCCGCGGGUCUGCUCCUGCAGCGGCCUAACCGUCGACUGUUCGCACCGUGGUCUCACCCAGAUCCCCCGAAAGAUCUCAGCAGAUGUGGAACGACUCGAUUUGCAGGGCAACAAUUUGACCGUGAUAUACGAGACGGACUUCCAGCGGCUGACCAAGCUCCGAAUGCUCCAACUGACUGACAAUCAAAUCCAUACGAUUGAGAGGAAUUCCUUCCAAGAUUUGGUCUCGCUGGAGCGACUACGCCUAAACAACAAUCGACUAAAGGCAAUUCCUGAAAACUUUGUGACAAGUUCAGCGAAUCUUUUGCGAUUGGACAUUUCGCACAAUGUCAUCGCGACGGUGGGCAGACGCGUCUUCAAGGGCGCCCAAUCGCUGCGCAGCCUCCAGCUGGACAACAAUCAAGUCACCUGUCUGGACGAGCACGCCUUCAAGGGUCUCGUGGAGCUGGAAAUACUAACGCUGAACAACAAUAAUCUGACCGCUUUGCCGCAUAAUGCCUUCGGCGGACUGGGCAGAUUGAGGGCGCUACGACUGUCGGACAAUCCGUUUGCCUGCGACUGCCAUUUGUCCUGGCUGUCGCGCUACCUACGCAGCGCCCCGCGGCUGGCCCCCUACACCCGGUGCCAGUCCCCCUCGCAGCUGAAGGGCCAAAACGUGGCGGACCUGCACGACCAGGAGUUCAAAUGUUCAGGCCUGACGGAGCAUGCCCCGAUGGAAUGCGGAGCGGAGAACAGCUGUCCACACCCAUGCCGCUGUGCGGACGGUAUCGUUGAUUGCCGUGAGAAGAGCCUGACCAGUGUGCCCGUCACGCUACCGGACGACACCACGGAACUACGCCUCGAGCAGAACUUCAUUACGGAACUGCCACCGAAAUCGUUCUCCAGCUUUCGACGCCUGCGACGCAUUGAUUUGUCCAACAACAACAUCUCGAAGAUAGCCCAUGAUGCACUCAGCGGCCUAAAGCAGUUAACCACACUCGUGCUGUACGGCAAUAAAAUAAAGGACUUACCCUCGGGCGUUUUCAAAGGACUCGGCUCGCUGCAGCUGCUCCUGCUGAACGCCAACGAGAUCUCGUGCAUACGCAAGGACGCGUUCCGCGACCUCCACAGCCUCAGCCUGCUCUCCCUGUACGACAACAACAUACAGUCCCUGGCUAAUGGCACAUUCGACGCCAUGAAGAGCAUCAAAACGGUACAUCUGGCCAAGAAUCCUUUCAUUUGCGACUGCAAUCUCCGCUGGCUGGCCGACUAUUUGCACAAAAAUCCCAUAGAGACAAGUGGAGCACGCUGCGAGUCACCGAAGCGGAUGCAUCGUCGUCGCAUUGAAUCUCUGCGCGAGGAGAAAUUUAAAUGCUCCUGGGAUGAAUUGCGAAUGAAGCUGUCCGGCGAGUGUCGAAUGGACUCGGACUGUCCGGCCAUGUGCCACUGCGAGGGCACCACCGUCGACUGUGCGGGCCGUGGACUGAAGGAAAUACCACGUGACAUACCCCUCCACACCACUGAGCUUUUGCUCAACGAUAACGAACUGGGAAGCAUCAAUUCCGAUGGCCUCUUUGGGCGGCUGCCGCAUCUGGUGAAGCUGGAGCUGAAGCGCAACCAACUGACGGGCAUCGAGCCGAACGCCUUCGAGGGGGCGUCGCACAUCCAGGACCUGCAGCUGGGCGAGAACAAGAUUAAGGAAAUCUCCAACAAGAUGUUUCUUGGCCUCCAUCAGCUCAAGACCCUCAAUCUGUACGACAAUCAAAUAUCCUGCGUUAUGCCUGGCUCCUUUGAGCAUCUCAACUCGUUGACGUCGCUGAACCUCGCCUCGAAUCCAUUCAAUUGCAAUUGCCAUUUGGCCUGGUUCGCCGAAUGGUUGCGUAAAAAGUCGCUGAACGGCGGAGCGGCACGUUGUGCGGCCCCGUCGAAGGUACGUGAUGUGCAAAUCAAGGAUCUGCCCCACAACGAAUUCAAAUGCAGCAGCGAGAACAGCGAGGGCUGCCUGGGCGACGGCUACUGUCCGCCCUCGUGCACCUGCACCGGCACUGUGGUCCGCUGCUCACGCAAUCAAUUGAAGGAGAUUCCGCGCGGCAUUCCCGCCGAGACAUCCGAGCUCUAUCUCGAGUCCAAUGAAAUCGAGCAGAUCCACUACGAGCGCAUUCGACAUCUCCGCUCGCUCACCAGACUCGAUCUGAGCAACAACCAGAUCACCAUACUCUCCAACAACACCUUCGCCAAUCUGACCAAACUAUCCACGCUCAUCAUCUCGUACAACAAGCUGCAGUGUCUGCAGCGGCAUGCGUUGUCUGGCCUCAAUAACCUGCGCGUGCUCUCGCUGCACGGCAAUCGCAUCUCGAUGCUGCCGGAGGGCUCCUUCGAGGAUCUCAAGUCAUUGACACACAUAGCCUUGGGCAGCAAUCCCCUGUACUGCGACUGCAGCCUCAAGUGGUUCUCCGACUGGAUCAAGCUGGACUACGUGGAGCCGGGCAUUGCGCGCUGUGCGGAGCCCGAGCAGAUGAAGGACAAGCUGAUCCUGUCGACGCCCUCGUCCAACUUUGUGUGCCGCGGCCGCGUGCGCAACGACAUCCUGGCCAAGUGCAACGCCUGCUUUGACCAGCCCUGCCAGAACAAGGCCCAGUGCGUGGCGCUGCCCCAGCGGGAGUACCAGUGCCUCUGCCAGCCGGGCUACCACGGCAGACACUGCGAGUACAUGAUAGACGCCUGCUACGGCAACCCGUGCCGCAACAACGCCACCUGCACGGUGCUCGAGGAGGGACGCUUCAGCUGCCAGUGUGCCCCCGGAUACUCGGGCGCCCGCUGCGAGACGAACAUCGACGAUUGCCUGGGCGAGACCAAGUGCCAGAACAACGCCACCUGCAUCGACGGCGUGGAGUCGUACCGCUGCGAGUGCCAGCCAGGGUUCAGCGGCGAGUUCUGCGACACCAAGAUCCAGUUCUGCAGCCCGGAGUUCAAUCCCUGCGCCAACGGGGCCAAAUGCGUGGACCACUUCACGCACUACAGCUGCGAAUGCCAGGCGGGCUUCCACGGAACAAACUGUACGGACAACAUCGACGACUGCCAGAACCACAUGUGCCAGAACGGCGGCACCUGCAUCGACGGCAUCAACGACUACGUGUGCAAGUGCCCCGACGACUUCACCGGCAAGUACUGCGAGGGACACAACAUGAUCUCCAUGAUGUACCCGCAGACGUCGCCCUGCCAGAACCACGAGUGCAAGCACGGCGUCUGCUUCCAGCCGAAUGCCGCCGGCUCCGACUACCUCUGCAAGUGCCAUCCGGGCUACACGGGCAAGUGGUGCGAGUACCUCACCAGCAUCAGCUUCGUGCACAACAACUCGUUCGUGGAGCUGGAGCCGCUCCGCACCAGACCCGAGGCCAAUGUGACCAUCGUCUUCAGCAGCGCGGAACAGAACGGCAUACUCAUGUACGACGGACAGGACGCCCACCUGGCUGUGGAACUGUUCAACGGACGCAUCCGGGUCAGCUACGACGUGGGCAACUAUCCAGUGUCCACCAUGUACAGCUUUGAGAUGGUGGCGGACGGCAAGUACCAUGCCGUCGAGCUGCUCGCCAUCAAGAAGAACUUCACGCUGCGCGUGGACCGCGGCCUGGCACGCUCCAUCAUCAACGAGGGCUCCAACGACUACCUGAAACUGAUGACGCCCAUGUUCCUGGGCGGCCUGCCCUCGGAGCCCGCACAGCAGGCCUACAAGAACUGGCAGAUCCGCAACCUGACCAGCUUCAAGGGCUGCAUGAAGGAGGUGUGGAUCAACCACAAGCUGGUGGACUUUGGCAAUGCCCAGCGCCAGCAGAAGAUCACGCCGGGCUGUGCACUGCUCGAGGGCGAGCCCGCCGAGGAGGAGGAUGAUGAGCAGGACUUCAUGGACGAGACGCCUCACAUGAAAGAGGAACCCGUGGAUCCCUGCUUGGAGAACAAGUGCCGACGGGGCAGCCGGUGUGUGGCAAAUGCCAAUGCCCGAGAUGGCUACCAGUGCAAGUGCAAGCACGGCCAGCGCGGACGCUACUGCGAUCAAGGUGAGGGCAUCACAGAGCCCCCAACAAUCACCGCAGCAUCCACGUGCCGCAAGGAGCAGGUGCGAGAGUACUACACGGAGAACGACUGCCGCUCCCGGCAGCCGCUGAAGUACGCCAAGUGCGUGGGAGGCUGCGGCAAUCAGUGCUGCGCGGCCAAGAUUGUGAGGCGCCGCAAGGUGCGCAUGGUGUGCAGCAACAACCGCAAGUACAUCAAGAACUUGGAUAUUGUCCGGAAGUGCGGAUGCACCAAGAAAUGCUACUGACUGAAAGAUGCGACUACCCAAUUGCUCGAACGGAGCAAUAGCAGCUUAGAUGUUAGUUUAGGAACAGGUUUAAAUUUAAAUUAUAAUAGUAGUAGUAGUAAUAGUACCGAUAGUCUUAGCUUUAGCCCUAGGGAUACCACGAAACUGGGGGCCGAGAGUGUUGAAAAGGAGGAGGAGGAUGAGAUGGAGCCGGAGACGGAGACGGAGGCUUCACUAGGCCAUGCUGAUGCGGGGGAUAGCGAGGACUACCCCACGGAGCAGACAGAUCGCAUGCAGGCAGAUCUCUACGAUGAUGAUGAUGAUGAUGAUGACGAUGGUCUGGACGAUGAUGAUUUUCCAGGUGAAAAUGAAAACGGAGAGGAUGAGCAGGAGCAGGAGCGGGAACCCGAGUCGCUACCCGACCCCAAGGGUCUGGUGGGCGUCCAGGAUGAGGAGGAGGAUAUGGGCUAUGACGAGGAUGAUGAGAGAAUAGCCCUGGAGCGUCCGCGUACAGUCAGGCCACGGGCGGAUGAAGAGCAGUUCGUCAAUGAGGAGGGCAGUGGCUUUGGCGGCCUGCAGACGCGUUUCCGGCCAAGCAGCAGUAGCAGCAGCAGUGGCAGCGCCAGCUACCGCCAGAGCCAAUUAGAGAACAUCCGCAAGAAACUGCUGACGGAGAGCCAGUCCGCUGCGGCGGUGGCAGUGGCCGUGGCCGUGCCGAGCACUGCGAUCGAUCUGCGCGAGAGCAGCGGCCAUUUUGCUAACGAUGAUGAGGAUGGCGAGGACAACGAUGACGGCGUCGAUGACGAGUUCGCCGACACAGGCGACGGUGCUGGCUUCUUUGGUGCUGGCUCGCAGCAUCAGCAGCAGCGGAAGAGUGGCAGCCACUAUUACCGCAAGAACGGCAACGAUGCCAUCAAGAUCAUCUCGACGCCGCUCGGAAAGGUGAGCAUCGUCUACCAACAGACGGACAAGGAUCAGGAGCAGGACAAGGACCUGCAGCAGCAACAGAAGAAGCCAGCGCUCACCGACUUCGAUGCCUUGUCGCCCGACCCAGAGAGCAGUCAUCGUUUUCCGUCGCCACAUCCGAAGAUUACGCCCGUUCUAACACCCGAUGGCAAGGUGGCUCUGCUCUACCGCGGAGACUCGGAGAACUCCAAGUACGAGCCCAUACGCAACCUCACACACAAAUUCGCCGGCACGCCGUCGAAGGAGCCCUCAAAGACCUCCCUGGACAGCGCAGCCGACGACUCCUCCUCGGACGAUUCCGUGUAUACGGACAGCGAGGAUAGCGAUGACCAUGGGGAUGGCAAGUCCGAGGCCGCAGCGGCCACCACGCCAAAGCCGGUCCUGCCAGAGAUUAUGGAGCCCCCGGCUAAUGUCCAGCCUGGCGGAUCCUUCAUCAUCCGCCCCACCUCCGACUCGCUGCUGCCCAUGAUCAACCGGCCGCUGUCCGAGGUGCUGGGCAUCAAGAAGAACCAGUUCCAGGAGACGCGAGUGCGCGAUCAGCUGCCCACUCUGCCCACGGAGGCCACUCCUCGCUCCCUGCUGGCCCAGCCAGGCGGAGCUGGUGGCGAAACGCCGCGUCACUUCCUCACGAAGGUGAACCUGGCCGAGUACCCCACCUCCGGGCGCACGCUGCAGCAGCCGCUGCUUCCGUUCAGCCGCGACUUCGACUUCAGCAGGGACAACACGAUGCUGGACGAGCGGUCCCGCAUUCGAGAGCUGGAGAAGCAGCGCGAACGGGAGCGGGAGCACAACGAGGCCACCAGCAAGGGCGGCGGUGGGGCCACGGAGGCCCACACGAUAGCCAACGAGCAACUGCUGUCCAAGACGGAGGUCAUCAAUCUGGCCAUUGUGCCGCAGUUCGACGAGGACAUGGAACGGCUGCAGCGCCUGCACGAGAACGGAGGCGGGGGCAGGCGUCACCACAGGGCGCGCCACCGCCACAAGCAGACGGAGGAGGAGCUGUCCGGCAUCCAUUGCGUCAUGCAGGUCAUGAUGGGCAUUGCGGCCGUCUCGACGGUCUUCGGGAUGCUGGGCACCUUCUUCAAGCAGCGCAUUCUCGAUCAGCUGCGGGUGAUGCACUGGUAGUACAACAAAGGGUGUUCGAUGUUCGGUGUCGAAUGCCCCACUUUCCCCAUUUCCCCAAUCCCUCCGCAUCGUCAUCGCCAUCGCCAUCGUUGUCGUCGUCAUAAUUGUCCACUCUAUCGAUUCCCGCUACUACUAGGAUACGAGGCAUUCUCCUUCUACUACUACUACUACUGCUCCUUCAGCAUAUGUAUACUCACAGAUAUAUAUACUCGAACCAUAUGCCAUUUAUACACGUCCCUAUAUAUACAUCAGAUAAUCGCAUAAUCUAUAUACAUAUAGUAUACAUAUGGAGCAGCGGCAUCGAUUUGCUUUCUUCCCUUUCCGCUUUUUAUAUCUACUAUGUAAUCCUUCGGUGGGGUAUCCAGCAACUGAUGGAAAUACCUUCAUUGGGCUGCUGGCAUAUCCUCGCCACAUAUACGUAUAUAUUCCAUAUAUAUUGAUAUAUAAAUUUACUAGUGCAAGCUACCCAGGCGAUGUGCAUAAUAACUGAAUAACUAACUGAUUAAAUGGCGAUCUAACGAUCCGAAUAUCCAGUCUAUGUAUGUAUGUAAAUGAAACGCAACUGUAGCCCCUGCCAUGUCCAUGUCAAUGUCCGUUUCCGCUUCCGUUUCAGAGAGAAAUUUACUUUCCUGGCCCCCCCCGCAAAUUCUCUUUCCUUCGCACAAUUUAGUGUGUGCUUCCUUCCCCAUUACAAAAAAAAACAAAAGCAAACCACCUUUACGAGCUUUAAGCAAGUCAUUGCAUGUGCCACGCCCCUGCCUGCCUGCCCGCCAUAGCAUGCGCCCAUCUGAAACAUUCCCCUUGCCCCAAAUCAUCAGAUCCUCCACCUCCAAAUCGAAAGAACACUGAAAUUGGAUUUAGUACAGAUUCCUUUUGUAGAUAGAAAACGAAACGCAACAGUUGAUGAAAGAUAACCAGAUGAACGAUUGAUAUCGAAUGACAAAACGAUAAAUGAUAAACGAUAAGCUUAACGAAACACACACAAUUACACAAUGCAAGAGUCGUUUUAAACGCACCAUGCAAACAACAGUCUCAAAGAAACGAGUAGCAAACGAUAAUAAGUGCAUAUAAACGGAACCUUCUUAAGUUUAAGUUGCUCAAAUGAAAUGAAAUGAAAGUAUUUUGAUAGAACAGAACGAACAACCAGGAAACAAAGAAUCGAAUGAGAGAAUCGAAUCAAAUCGAAUCGAAUCGAAAACAAAACAACAAAUUGCCCCCAAAAAACGUGUAACGAAUUUCCAGCAAAUUGUUGCAAGUGUUUUCCCUAGAACUAGACUAGAAGCAUACAAAUAAUAAUAAUAGUAACUAUAAUAAUAAUCGUAACUAAACUAAACCUGUGUGCAAACGAAGCGUAACUAAUCUUACAAUUAACGAAAACCAAUAUCCUAAACAUAAUUCGGAUAACAACAUCUAAGCUGGGUAGUCGCAUGUAAAUCUCUAACUAUUAACAAUUACCAACCUAAGUUAGUCCUAAAGAAACGAAAACAAAAAUCGAAUUGCAUUUAAAG
Drosophila persimilis is the source of this 9523-nucleotide messenger RNA. RefSeq names its product protein slit (gene sli). Gene Ontology annotation, molecular function: heparin binding; Roundabout binding; calcium ion binding. Gene Ontology annotation, biological process: axon guidance. The record is from RefSeq and is a predicted model, not a curated record. NCBI's taxonomy places the organism in Eukaryota, Metazoa, Arthropoda, Insecta, Diptera, Drosophilidae. The transcript has 21 exons.